GCCAAGCCUGGGAGCUUCUGCCAGAAUGUGGAAUUCCUCAAUUUGCUGCCCAAGAGAGGCCCUAGUGCCUUCUCAGCCUUCUGUGAAGCCCUGCGAGAGACCAAGCAGCAGCACCUGGAGGCCAUGAUCUUGAUGACAACGUCCAGCCUGAGCCAUGGCACUGCAGGGGUGGAACGCUGCUACGGACCAGAGCCGCCCCUGCCUGCCGGCGAGCUGGGGAACGCCAAGCGGCCGCGCUGGGCCGAACCAGUGGAACAUUCCUUGGAUAAUGGAGAUGGUCCCACAAUUCCUCCCGUGAAGUGCUGCACUCCUAAAUUCUAUCAUUCUCAUCAGCACUUGGCAUACAAACUGAUCUCAGAGCCCCGAGGCUUAGCUCUUAUUCUCAGCAAUGUCCAUUUCAGUGGUGAGAAUGACCUGGAGUAUCGUGCAGGGGGAGAUGUGGACUGCACUGCCCUGGAGAUGCUCUUCAAGCAGCUCGGGUAUCAGGUGACUGUCUUCCAUGACCAGAGUGCCCAGGAGAUGCAGUGUGCCUUGGAGAGAUUCUCUAAGCUGCCAGAUCACCAGAACGUGGAUUCCUGCAUCGUAGCUCUCCUGUCCCACGGCGUGGAGGGUGGGGUUUAUGGCAGUGAUGGCAAACUGCUGCAGUUGCAGGAGGUCUUCCGCUUCUUUGAUAAUGCAAACUGUCCAAAUCUCCAGAAUAAGCCUAAAAUGUUCUUUAUUCAGGCCUGCCGGGGAG
Messenger RNA from Merops nubicus (carmine bee-eater), 736 nucleotides. RefSeq names its product caspase 2, apoptosis-related cysteine peptidase (gene CASP2). The transcript is spliced from 6 exons. Gene Ontology annotation, biological process: proteolysis. Gene Ontology annotation, molecular function: cysteine-type endopeptidase activity. The record is from RefSeq and is a predicted model, not a curated record. The annotation marks the transcript as partial. Lineage: Eukaryota; Metazoa; Chordata; Aves; Coraciiformes; Meropidae.